GUUGAAGUGUCAAAACUGUCUGUUUUGUUAUUGUUCAAUAAGAACGAACAAAGAGAGAGAAAAAAAUUCAAGAGAAUACCAUGCAAUCGUUUUUAAAAUCGAAACAUUGCCAUCGGCGAGAUUUCAUAGCCCGUGUUGUUUACUUAUUCGAAAGGCAAAAUCACCAUUCGACCAUUGAUACCAAUGAUGUAGAACAUCACUCGAAAUUAGCAGACGGAUGGUGGGAUCCCCAAGGCCCGGUUGCACCACUUCAUUCGCUAAAUAGAAUUCGGGUACCUUUUAUUCGUGAUGGAUUAAUUGCAACCAGUCGAAACACCAAAGAUGAAAUAAAUUCAGCAAAACCAUUGGAAAAUAUCAAGAUCCUUGAAAUUGGUUGUGGUGCUGGAAUUUUGACUGAGCAAUUGGCGCGUAUUCAUGCAAAUGUUGUUGCAAUUGAUCCCAGCAAUGUAUUAAUCCAAACAGCACAAAAUCAUUUACUCAAAUAUCCGACAAAUAAUGAAUUAACUUCACGAAUUGAAUACCGCACAGAAACGAUUGAAGAGCACAAUUCUAAAACGGAAACAAAAUAUGAUGCGGUUGUUGUAUCCGAAGUGCUGGAGCAUGUUGAUGAUAAGGAAUCAUUCCUUAAGUCAUGUACAGCUCCACUUCUUCCAGGCGGCUCAAUAUUUAUUACGACUUUCAACAAAACUACAUUGGCAUGGCUUGGUGGCAUUAUCUGCGCCGAAUAUAUACUCAAUAUGAUUCCACGAGGUACACACGAUUGGAAUAAAUUUAUUCCACCCGCAGAAACGCAACGGUUAUUAGAACAAUGUGGUUGUUCAACGGUCCUUUGCAAUGGAUUUUUGUUUGAAUUCUGGAGAAAACAAUGGGUCUGGACAAAACACAAUCAAUUUUCAUAUGCAUUGCAUGCGGUGAAAUCAUAAAUUGAUAUUUAUCCGAUAAAUAAUAGCCAAUGUCUUACUAUCCACUUUUUGUCACCAAAUAAAAGAUUUUUUUAGAUACUCGUGUACAUUCAGUGGGGGAGAUUUGAAUAGGCUUCCUAUCGAAUUCAACGUAUUGAUUCAAUCCAGUCAAGAAAAAUUAUUGAGAAUAAUCGUUAUUACAUAUAAUGUGCGCCACGACAUCAAGCCAGAAAUGUCCAUAUUUGAGGGACUUAUUGACCAAAAGUCGAUUGUUCGAGAGUUGAAAUCGAACCAAUCGAAUAUGAGGCUAGUACUAUGUGAAAACAUCACUUGACUUGGUCACAUUAUUUUGAAUCGAAUGUGAUCAUAAAUCGAUUCUUCGUUAAAAAUGAAGUAGAAACAGCGCAUUACACGUUUCAAAAAUUGAACUUUAAAAGUACGUUUGCCGAAUAUAUCCAGAAAAAAUUGAAAAAAUGUCGAUUUUUUGGUAUUUUUCCCAUUAUCUAUACUGGUAUGCACUUUAUGUACUAGAUGUCUUGACAAAUAUUAUGAAUUUUGGUGCUAGAAAUAAAACCCAACUUGCCGUUUUCCGUUCAAAAGUCUUAUUUCAUCGAAUUUUUUAUGUUUGAAACAUUCGUUUUUUAUUCGGGCCGAGGGUGCCGGAACCAUCCCAUUCUUAUUUUUUCUCGAUGAAUUUUUAGAAUCGCGACGGGAAUGGUGGAAAAUUGAAUCUUUUGCAAUUUGAACCGCCCUAGUAAUCAUUGAUCGAUGUUGGAGUAUUUGUACCGUUUGAACGAAUCAAAUGUGGUCAUUAGUUUGACAAAACAUUUCUCUAUAUUCGUAGACAUUCCUAUAUAAAAUGUGAUUCUAAUUUAUGGCAAGUACGAAGAAAAAUGAAUUCUUAUGAAUAAAUAAAAAGAAUUACAUUGGUAAUCCCAAACUUUUCCGUACCGUUGGCCUGCGUUGUCCGUAGGUACUUUUGGUUAUUUUUUGUGAAUUUUCUUGAAAUAAAGGCAGUGAAAAUAUAAUAAUGAAAAUAAAGUGAAAAAUCGGUCACUUUAACUAAAACUUCGACAAUUCUGUGUGAGAGGUACCCGAAAACCGAUCCUCAUUGGCUUUAAACUUUCUGAGGUUUAAUUUUUUGGAGAAAAAAAUAAGAUUCUGAAAGUUUCAUCUUGAUGGCAUUUGCAGAAGUUUGGUUUUGGCCCUCAAAAUUUUCCAAGAAAAUUUCGACAAAAAUUGAGGACAAAAAAUCAAACUUCUGCAAAUGCGAUCAACAUGAAACUUUCAGAAUCUUAUUUUUUCUCCAAAAAAAGAAAAUCCCAGAAAGUUUGAAGCCAAUCGGAGUCGAUUUACAGGUACCUCCCAUACAAAAGUGUCAAUUUUUUGAGGUUUUUCUUAGGGCAAGUACCCCAGGGUCAAAUCGAAAAUGGCUCAUCUUCGAACUUAAACUAAGUUUUUUGGAUACAAAACUUUUGGCAUUUCCAGAUUUUGAUUAUCUCAAUUAUUUUUUGAGUUAUCGUGUUAACAAACACCAACGACAACGACGACAACGACGACGGCACACGAACGGAAAAGUGUCUCAAAAAGUGAUUUUAUACACGUUUCAUGAGUUUUUAUGAUGAUCUAAGCUAAUUUUGCGAAAAAAAAAUUCGGGACCAAUUCCUAUACUUUCCCUUGACACGUUGUGUACGGAAAAGUAAAACACUAGUGAUUGAGUUGAUGAUUUAAUUGUUGUAUUUAUUGAAAUUUAAUAUUAUUGAGUUAUUUUCUUUAAGCGUCUGGAAAUGGUUGCUUGUGUAACUCCCAAUGAUUCUGCAAGCUCUUCUUGCGUUUGGCACGAGUCUCCUUCGAUCAGUAACUCCAAUUCGGGAUCCUCGAACUUUUUGGGCUGGCCGGUCCGCUCUUUGUCUUUGACAUCAAAAUCGCCCUUUUUAAAACGCGCAAACCAAUAUUGGCACACUCUAACCUCUGGAGCAUAUGCAGGGUAUGCUUCCGAUAACAAUUGAUGGGCUUCGGUGGCCUUUUUCUUUAAAUGAAACAGGAAAAGCAACGCUUCCCGCAAAUGGUCUUUCGUCGGCUCGAAACUCGACAUUUUCAACGCAGUAAACAACUUGUGUACGAUAACUUUUUUUCACUUUGACAGAUGGAAUUUUAUAGUUUUUUUGACGCUCUUUAACGUGGUUAUACUGUCAAUGUCAAAAAAAUAGCGCGUAUAUCAGUUACGCCAUUUUUUAUCAAAACGAAAAAACUAAUGUAUAGACCCAAUACUAUCAAAAUCAAAAUUCAAUUUAUCAAAUAAGGAAUUGAAAAAAAGAAAGAUUUCAAAAAAAUCCUUUUAUCGUUUAACAUUUAUUGUAUGGGAAUACAGAGAAUCUGCUGAAAUGACCACGAUUUUGUUUAUUACUAGCUUUGUGAAUACAUUUUCAUUUUGACAAGGUUUUUUCACAUUUAUUUUAGAAUAUAUUUUUUUGUAUUGUAUUUCACUUCAUUGUCACAAAGAUAAACAAAACUUAUCCUAUGACAUCUUUCACCCCUUUAUGAGAACAUGCGGCAACUGAAUGCGAUUUAAAUAAGUGUAUUUAGCAAUUAUAUUUCAUGUACAGACUUUCAGUUUGCACAAAAUAAUACAUUUGAAUUCACACACGGUUUUUUUUCCAUAUUCUUAAAUAUUGCAUUUACUAUGGAGGUUGUUUUGUUUUCUUUUAAUUUGAUGUUAACAACAAGAAUUUUGAGAUGACACAUAAUGUGAUAAAAUAAAUUCGUUUACAUUUUCAGGAGACUGUUCAACGCUGUAUAAAUCACGCAAUAUAAAAAAGUUGGAUAUAACGAGAGUUUGACAUAGUUUGCAUUAGAAUUCAUUUAUAUUUUAAUAAAAUAUAGUGACAUUUUGCAGAUGUUCAACUUUUCAUUGCUUAUAUAAAUGGCUUUGGCGAUAUAACAAUAAUUAUUAAAAUUUUGAGAGGGAAAAAAACGUUUUUCUCUACAGUUUUUAGUUGGAAUUUCCCGCCCCUUGUUCGAAAUUUCUUUGGAUUUUCCCGAGAUUUGGGAAAAAUUGUGGAAAUUCCAAAAGAAAAAUCUGUGAAAAUAAAGCAUUUUAAUCAUCAAAAUUUUGCCCUGCUAUGUAGCAUCGUGGCAUUGAUUUCAUUAUAACAAGUGGAGACACAAGACACAAGCAACAUGUGGUUCAAUUAAAUACACAUGAAAUUGUUCAAUGCCUCUCUACAAGGAUCACUUGUUGCGCAAUCCAUUUGAUAUUGAUUUUGCUCUGCCAAAAAUGAUCGUCCUAUUAUUUUUCAUUUCGAAACAUUGUGCCAUUCGAACUGUUUUCUUUUUCAUUGGAUUUGGAAAAUGAAAAAAUCUUUAAUAUAUAUUCGAGAUUCACUUAAGCUUAAUUUGACAUUGCUUCAUGUGUGGAUUGCAUACGAAUUUUAUUUAUUUUGCAGUACUUAGCUCCCUUUGAAAAGAAUUAAUUAUGGGGAGGGGGUGUUUUUUGUGGGGGAAGAACAAGAUGAUUUUUUAAGGAGAACACGAAGACACACUUUUUUUUGUUUAUUUUGUUAUUUGUAUUGUGAAAUAGAAAUUAAUACAAAUUCAUUUUCCCACAUCUUAUAUUUCCAUCCGAAUUGCUUCCUGAUUUGGUCCAGAAUCUGGACUCGAAUCAGAAUUGAUGUCAUUGUUUGUAAAAAGAAUCGAUAGUUAACAAAGUUAUGUUACGUGGCGAGAAAUUUUUACAAUUUGUCUACACACUGAUUGAUUUGCUGAAUCAAAUUUUAAAACACGUAUUUCUGUGUUAUUUUAAUGAAAUUAUCACAACGAACAAGUGAGGUAAUAAUAACAGAAAUGAUAAAACUUUCAUUUAUCACGAUUAUGAAAGCAUCUUAACACCAGUUAAUGUCAGUUAAUGUUUGGUUUAUACAUAUUUGGAAUUCAAUCAAUUUAAUUGUAACAAAGUUCACAUGUACAGAAAAUAUGAUACGGUAAACUACAGUAUUUAUAGAUCUUUCCAAGGUAAAACUUCAAAGCAUUUGGCAAACAAGAGCCACUUACGAUUCGACUUGAAGAACGUAACAUUGAAUAAAUAAUUGUUUCAUUAUUUUUUACCAUAAAAAAACUAUGCAUAUUGCAUACACAUAAUUAGCCUAAAAUCUUUGUUCCAUUUGACAUCAUUUUAAUAUAUUUCUUAUUGAGGUUGUAUCUUCCUAUCUACUUUGUAACAAUAAAACAUAUUGCCUUUUUGCCACCACAUCA
Sitodiplosis mosellana (orange wheat blossom midge) is the source of this 5153-nucleotide messenger RNA. RefSeq names its product ubiquinone biosynthesis O-methyltransferase, mitochondrial (gene Coq3). The transcript is spliced from 4 exons. Lineage: Eukaryota; Metazoa; Arthropoda; Insecta; Diptera; Cecidomyiidae. Gene Ontology annotation, biological process: ubiquinone biosynthetic process. The record is from RefSeq and is a predicted model, not a curated record. Gene Ontology annotation, molecular function: 2-methoxy-6-polyprenyl-1,4-benzoquinol methyltransferase activity. Bases 81 to 923 code for a protein of 280 amino acids.